Anthonomus grandis grandis is the source of this 963-nucleotide messenger RNA. RefSeq lists its product as uncharacterized. The record is from RefSeq and is a predicted model, not a curated record. NCBI's taxonomy places the organism in Eukaryota, Metazoa, Arthropoda, Insecta, Coleoptera, Curculionidae. The transcript is spliced from 7 exons. Gene Ontology annotation, molecular function: protein binding. The coding region runs from base 1 to 735 and encodes 244 amino acids.
AUGCCCUUCGGUAUCCAGAUCGCCGCCAUUAUGGCAGAAGAAUUUUUCCACGGUUGGUACAGCGACUACGCGAUACUGGGAGUUUUAACUGUUUUACACUGGGGAGCAAAAUACGGUAACCCUGAAAUUAUCAAGGCAUUUGCUGGCACCUACAAGGUUGAUGUGAAUAGUAAGACGGGCUACACUCCACUGCAUAUCUCAGCCCAAUUCGAUCACAGGGAGAUUUUCAAGCUACUUAUUGAAGUGUACAAAGCCGAUACGAAAAUUCGAGACUACAGCGGUCGUACCGCAGAGUACUAUCUGCUAACCAAGGAGCUAAAGGAGAAGAACUCUGUGACCCUUCGGAAAAUUAAAGGGAGGAAGAAACAGUCAGAUAAAGAUUUGGGAUUUCUACGGAUUGGCUCCUUAAAUGUCCGCGUAAAGAAAACCACAGAAGCUUUCAGUAACUUCUUGGGAGUUGGCAAUAGUGGAUCCAUCAACCCGAGCGAAUCGAUGGGAGAUAAAGUUCAUAAAGGAUGGGGGUCAGCUGAUAAUGUAAACAAGGACUCGAUGCCGGCCCCAAAAAGCUACGUAUCUCGGAAAAAGUCAAAAAGGGCGAUCGAUUCCGGAUUGAGCUCCACCCCGACCACCCCCAAGACCCCCGUGAAGAAUUUCUCCUCAAUCAGUUUGCCGAACCAAACGAACGAUUCGGAUUCUGAUAGUGCUGCUGGUUUUGACUCCAACUGGAAGAAUUAAUUUCUUGGUUGCUUAUUGUAUUUCCUUUUAUGGUGUUUAUAUUUUAAUUGUUUGGUGUAAACGUAAUUUUGCUGUUAUUGUACGUUUUUUACUCGCAUUAGACUAGACUCUCUUGGACCUUUUAAUUACAUUAAUUGUUUUUACUUAAUAUACAAUGUUGUAUUGUAGCUUUGUAAUGGAGUGUUAUUGUAAUAUUUUUGUAUUUUAAUAAAGGUUUUUACAUGAUAA